AACCACAUUUUUCUCUGUUUUUAGCUUCAGUUGUAUCCUUACUAUUCUUUAUGCAGUUGUUACUAGGCUUAUGUUAGUUGAAGUCCCGGUUCAUGAUGAUCAUCAUCCUCAGCUACUUUCCAGUUUCGUGUUUUCUUUGAAGUUUGAAGACUUAUCAUGGCUUUCAAUUUGUGGAUAACAGUUAGUUGUUAUAUUAACAGUUAUUAAAAUAGAAGUUUUAUUCUGCUGAAAAGUCAGGAUGGCGUCAGGCGCUGGGGAAAGCGCAGGUGCGAGGACCAGCAUUGCCAAGCAGUUCUUCACUGGUGAAGAGGACACUGCCAUUGAUAUGACCACCAGUGAGAAGGUUGUUGACCUGUUGAACCAAGCUGCCCUGAUAUCUACAGAAGAGAAACUCACAGUUUUGAAGCAGGUUCAAGAACUGAUCAUUAACAAGGACCCCUCCCUGCUGGACAAUUUUUUAGAUGAGAUCAUAGCGUUCCAGACUGAUAAGUCAAUGGAAGUUCGGAAAUUUGUAAUUGGAUUCAUCGAGGAGGCAUGUAAGAGGGAUAAUGAGCUGUUGCUGAAGCUGAUUGCUAACCUGAACAUGCUGCUGAAGGAUGAAAGUGUAAAUGUGAUGAAGAAGGCCAUCCUUACCCUCACUCAGCUGUACAAAGUUGCCCUCCAGUGGUUGGUACGUUCCAAGGUAGUUUCAGAGAUACAAGAGGCAUGCUGGGACAUGGUGACGCAGAUGAAGGAAGAUGUGCUGGCCCUACUAGACUCGGACAAUGAUGGCGUGCGCACUCACGCCAUCAAGUUCACAGAGUCGCUCAUCAUCACCCUCUCUCCUCGCACCGUGGACUCUGAUACGCCGCGUCGGCAGGAGGGCGACAUCAGCCUUGAUAAGAUCCCAAAAGACCAUUCUUACAUUCGCUAUGAUGCACUUCGUGAAGAAGGCAAGUCCGCUCUUCAGCAGCUUCUCAAGUUCAUGGUGCAUCCAGCCAUCUCCAGCAUCAACCUGACCACUGCGCUGGGUUCGCUGGCCACAGUGGCGCGGCAGAGGCCCAUGUUCAUGUCGGAGGUGGUGCAGGCCUACGAGACUCUUCACGCCAACCUGCCGCCGACACUGGCCAAGUCUCAGGUGAGCAGCGUGCGGAAGAAUCUGAAGCUGCACCUGGUGUCAGUGCUGCGGCACCCCUGCAGCCUGGAGUUCCAGGGCCAGAUCAGCACACUGCUGCUUGACCUGGGCAUGACGCAGAGCGAUAUCGCUCGGUGCACGCCAGCCCCACGGGACAUGCGCAAGAGAGCCCGACACGACCCCUACACCGAGGGCAAGAAGAUCAAGAUUGAGCCCUCCCUUAUAGAGGACGAUGAGGACAAGGAGGAGCCCCCCCCGGCCUCUGUGCCCAAGCCUUCACAGGUUCCCGGGACACAGUCCGCCAUUGACGUCACUGCCGAGUUUCUGCUACCGCUGCUGUCCCCCGAGAACGUGGCCAAUCUGGUGCUGAUCAGCAUGGUGUACCUGCCCGACAUCAUGCCCGCCUCCUUCCAAGCCACAUACACCCCCGUAGAGUCAGCUGGUACGGAGGCCCAGAUCAAACAUUUGGCCAGGCUUAUGGCAACCCAGAUGACCUCUGCUGGGAUUGGACCUGGUCUAGAACAGUCUAAGUUGCGGGAUGAGGACACGGGGAAGGAUGGGGUGGAGAUAGAGGGUGGCAUGGAGUCCUCGCCCAGUUCCAGGGACCAACUCAUCAAGCGCAGGGUCUCCGCUGUGUCCCUGGGACAGGCCAUCUCUGUGCUGGGAGGGUAUGGUGGGAAGACCCAGUUGAGCGACACAGAGGAGACACCUCAGGUCAAGAGGCUGCCUGAGCCUAUCCUGCCCUCCUCACAGACCAGAGUGUCUGGUACGAGCGGACGGAAGAAGGUGUUCCGACUGGCUGACGUGAUCCAGCCCUUAACCGAGGUCCAAACGGAGAAGUUGACUAACAUGAGUGUGAAGCGCAUAUUACAAGCAGAGAAAGCAGUUGCACGCAGUGGGAUGGCCCAUGUGCGUGUGAAGCUGCUCUCUAGACUGGUGACCCAGUUUGAUGGGGUGAUGAAAGAGGAAGUGCUGGAGUUUGUCCUGGAGGACAUUCGGAGCCGCUGUGACUUGGCCUUCUCACUCCUUUACCAGGAGUACAACACCUACCUCAGUCAGCUCCCCACUGGAACCCUGGACAGUUAUGACCACUGUCUCAUCACCCUGCUUUCUGGUUUGCAGGAGAAGCCAGAACAGAGGGAUGGACUGUUCACUAAACUGGUUCUGGAAGCACCACUGAUCACUGAGUCUGCCCUGGAAGUCAUCCGCCGUUAUUGUGAGGAUGAGUCUAGAGUGUACCUGGGCAUGACCACCUUGAAGGAGCUCAUAGUGAAGCGGCCCUCCCGGCAGUUCCAGUACCUGCACGUCCUGCUGGAUCUGAGCUCCCAUGAAAAGGACAAGGUGCGCUCCAACGCCCUCACCUUCAUCAAGCGCCUGUAUGAGAGGGACCAGCUGAGGGACUACAUAGAGAAGUUUGCGCUUAACUACAUGCAGCUGCUCGUGCACCCCAACCCACCUUCCCUGCUGUUCGGGGCCGACAAGGACACGGAGGUGGCCUCGCCCUGGACAGAGGAGACAGUGAAGCAGUGCUUGUAUCUCUACCUCUCCCUCCUGCCCCUGAAUCACCGUCUGGUCCACGAGCUGGCGUCUGUCUACACAGAGGCCAUCGCCGACAUCAAGCGGACCAUCCUGCGUGUGAUCGAGCAGCCUAUACGGGGCAUGGGCAUGAACUCGCCGGACCUGCUGCUGCUCGUGGAGAACUGCCCCAAGGGAGCAGAAACGCUGGUCACCCGCUGCUUGCACAUUCUCACUGACAAAGUCCCUCCGUCGCCAGAGCUGGUGGAGAGGGUGAGGGACCUGUACCACAAACGGGUGCCGGAUGUCCGUUUCCUCAUCCCUGUGAUCAAUGGACUGGAGAAGAAAGAGGUCAUUCAGGCUCUGCCCAAGCUCAUCAAGCUCAACCCUAUUGUGGUGAAGGAAGUUUUCAAUCGCCUCCUGGGGACUCAGCACAGUGAAGGAAGCUCGUCGAUGUCUCCUCUCACACCAGGAGAGCUUCUCAUCUCUCUGCACAACAUCGAUACCAGCAAGUGCGACAUGAAGUCCAUCAUCAAAGCCACCAACCUGUGCUUCGCGGAGAAGAACGUGUACACGUCGGAGGUCCUGGCUGUGGUGAUGCAACAGCUGAUGGAACAGAACCCACUGCCUAUGCUGCUGAUGCGCACAGUCAUCCAGUCUCUUACGAUGUACCCACGGCUGGGCGGCUUCGUCAUGAACAUCUUGUCACGCCUCAUUCUCAAGCAGGUGUGGAAGUACCCCAAAGUGUGGGAGGGUUUCGUCAAGUGCUGCCAGCGCACCAAGCCACAGUCCUUUAACGUGCUCUUGCAGCUGCCUCCACCGCAGCUCACCAGUGUGUUUGAGCGCUGCCCCGAGAUGAGGGAGCCGCUGUUGCAGCACGUUCAUUCUUUCACCCCGCACCAGCAAGCCCGCAUCCCAUCCUCCAUUAUGGCUGUCCUCGAGGCCAAUACUCAGCAGGAGCUUGAACAUGCUGAUCCUGAUGACAGAGAGAUGGAGUAUCCGGGUUCGGGGCCAGCAGUGGGAGUGUUAACAGAAACCCUGCCGGUGACCCAGAAGGAUACAGAUUCACAGGUCGUGCAGUUUCAAGCCAACGAGGAAGACGAGGAGGAGCCCAUGGAGGAAGGAGAGCCAGCUUUGGCCAGUCAGAGCGCUCAUGCAGACACGGUUCCUCAGGAGGAGGGUCUCGAGGUGGAUGAAAGCUCUGUUGCAGAGACUUUGGAGAAGGCAGAUGAGCCAAUGGAAGAGGCUGCGAUGGAGUCGCAGCCAUCGGUUGAGCGGUCUAAAGAAGUGAUGGAAGACAAUAGUGUGGAAGCAGAGACCGGGACGGCGGAUGCAGAAUGAAGAGAUGGGGAGAGAAGUCAGCCGGAUCGCAAAUGAAUUUGGAAUCAGGGUGGGAAAGAAUAAUAAGAAACGCCGCACUAUUUGAACCAAGAAAGGCCUGGUGUUAACGCUCUAUGUUCGGCUUUCUCACAGAAACACUCUAAGGAACAACCAAUUCAAAGACCUUUUCAAUGAAAAUGUUCUUGUGUAUCUGAAAGUGGAAACUUAAUUCUAC
Scleropages formosus (Asian bonytongue) is the source of this 4184-nucleotide messenger RNA. It is a transcript of the gene sympk, whose product is annotated as symplekin. The coding region runs from base 239 to 3970 and encodes 1243 amino acids. Gene Ontology annotation, cellular component: mRNA cleavage and polyadenylation specificity factor complex. Lineage: Eukaryota; Metazoa; Chordata; Actinopteri; Osteoglossiformes; Osteoglossidae. The transcript has 27 exons. The record is from RefSeq and is a predicted model, not a curated record.